Messenger RNA from Myotis davidii, 2287 nucleotides. Its product is annotated as cytochrome P450 1A4-like. The record is from RefSeq and is a predicted model, not a curated record. Lineage: Eukaryota; Metazoa; Chordata; Mammalia; Chiroptera; Vespertilionidae. The coding region runs from base 164 to 1705 and encodes 513 amino acids. Gene Ontology annotation, biological process: progesterone metabolic process; hormone biosynthetic process. Gene Ontology annotation, molecular function: iron ion binding; heme binding; steroid 17-alpha-monooxygenase activity. The transcript is spliced from 7 exons.
CAGCCUUUCCUGAGGCCUGCUGCUGCUGCUGCUGCAACCAGACUGUUCUGUUUCUCAGGAUACCAUCAAUUUUUCCCAAAACUUUCUCCGUCAUUAGAUCCUUCCACUAGAUUCCUCACACCGACCUGCAAGAUCUCUUGGCACAGGGUAUUUAUUUUUGAAAAUGACAUUGGACAAGGCAAUCACCCCUGAAGAGGUAACUACUUCUCUCAUCAUCUUGGUGAUAGUUUUUGUUUUUGUGAGAGCCCUCAUGAGUAAGCGGAGAAGGCAGGUAUCUCCUCCUGGCCCGUGGUCCUUCCCCCUCAUAGGAAAUCUUCUUCAGCUUGGAGACCAUCCUUUCCUGACAUUCACAGAGAUGAGGAAGAAAUAUGGAGACGUCUUUCUCGUCAAACUUGGCGUGGUGCCCGUCGUGGUGGUGAAUGGAAUGGAAAUGGUGAAGCACGUGCUCCUGAAGGACGGAGAGCAUUUUGCAGGCAGACCUAACAUGCACACGUUUUCUUUUCUGGCAGAGGGGAAGAGUUUUUCAUUUUCAGUCAAUUAUGGAGAGAGUUGGAAGCUUCAUAAGAAAAUAGCGUCCAGUGCUUUACGAACUUUUUCUAAAGCAGAAGCAAAAUCCUCCACCUGCUCUUGCUUGCUUGAGGAACAGGUCAUCGAGGAAGUCUCUGAGCUGGUGAAAGUCUUUGCAGAAUUAACUUCGAAAAAGGGUAGCUUUGAUCCCAGAAAUGCCAUCACCUGUGCAGUGGCCAAUGUUGUCUGUGCCCUUUGCUUUGGCAAGAGGUAUGACCAUAGUGAUGAGGAGUUUAUUAGGAUAGUUAAAACUAAUGAUGACUUACUCAAGGCCUCCAGUGUAGCUAAUCCCGCCGAUUUCAUACCAUGUUUUCGCUACCUUCCACUGCGGAUUAUAAAUGCUCCUCGAGUGUUUUAUCGGGCCCUGAAUGAGUUUAUUACACGACACGUACAAGAUCAUCUUACUACGUAUGAUAAGGACCAUAUGCGAGACAUUACUGAUGCUCUGAUUAAUACAUGCCAUAAAAAAUAUGCCACUACCAAAACAGCCACCUUAAAUGACGAUGAAAUCAUAAGCACCGUGAAUGACAUCUUUGGAGCUGGGUUUGAAACUGUAUCAACAUGCCUGUACUGGAGCUUUCUCUAUUUGAUACACUACCCAGAAAUUCAAGCCAGAAUUCAAGAAGAAAUUGAUGGAAACAUUGGUCUAAAGCCACCCAGAUUUGAGGACAGGAAAAUGUUACCCUACACUGAAGCUUUCAUAAAUGAAGUGUUCAGACAUGCCUCCUUUAUUCCUUUUACUAUUCCACAUUGUACCACAGCAGACACUACUCUGAAUGGCUAUUUCAUUCCCAAGAAUACGUGCACCUUUAUUAACAUGUAUCAAGUAAAUCAUGAUGAAACUAUCUGGGAUAAUCCCAAUGUAUUUAGUCCUGAGAGAUUUCUAAACGAAAACAGGGAACUGAAUAAGAGUCUUGUGGACAAGGUCCUGAUAUUUGGAAUGGGAAUCCGGAAGUGUCUGGGGGAAGACGUUGCUCGGAAUGAGGUAUUCCUUUUCAUCACCAUGGUUCUGCAACAGCUCAAGCUGAACAAAUGCCCCAGGGCCGAGCUGGACUUGACGCCCACGUAUGGCUUGGCCAUGAAGCCCAAACCGUACCAGCUCCAAGCAGAGCCCCGCUUCGCUGAUAGUGCCUCUUAGAUUCUCAGACUGGUGGCAGCUUUCCGAUGUAAGUCAGAAAUAUUAUGUGAUUCAUAUUCAUUUAAUAGGCAAUUUAAAGGUUGCACCCUAUGCUAUGCUAUUAGUUCAGUUCUCUUUUCUGUCAUCAUAAUAUAGGAAGUCUUUUUUAAAGUGUGGUGUAGCCUCAGUUCUAAUAUGAGAGAUCAAGUCUCCUAAGGUUAUUUUAAGAUAAUAAUAAAGUGUGAUGUCACUCAGGAAUUUUAAACCUAUGUCUCAUGUGAUGGUGACCCAGGGGCCUCUGUGAACAAGAAAGGAAAGAAAAAAUGAGUGGUGGAUUGGACAAGGAGGUUAGGAAGACCUGUCUUCCUUCCUUUAUACCAGCUUCAAAUAGAUGGGUAUGUUUUCAUUAGUUUUAAAUAUAAGGUUCACAAUAAGAACAAGGUUCUGAUGUUACAUAUGUAUUUUCCCAGUGAUCUAGGGGAAAGGUGCUGAAGGGGUCCAAAAAAGGGAGCUAGAGUGGCCUAGAAGAGCAGAGAACAUUUUGUGGUGGGGAUAGAUGAGCUGAGCUAAUUUUAUUUUUUUUAAAUAUAUUUUUAUUGAUUU